Molecule: messenger RNA, 480 nt
Organism: Cladocopium goreaui
Lineage: Eukaryota; Dinophyceae; Suessiales; Symbiodiniaceae
Source: the annotation of a GenBank genome assembly
AUGGACGGGGAGCGCUGGGUGGACUACGGCCGAGGCUUAUCCACAGCUGAAGAGGCGGUGAGCUCCACCAUCGACCAGAUCCUCACAGAUGGCGGCAUGCUGCUGUGGCAGAAGUACUUGGAGAGAAAGGCCUUUUCUUUUGCAGCCACAGCCAUCUCAGAGGCAUUAGUCAGUCGACUUCGCAUGUGCUAUGUUCACCACGAUCAUGGCGAAGCGCUGCACGAUGGAGCACUCGGUGCGGAGUGGCAGAUUGAAGAGGAACCCAGCACCUGCGAGGUUGACAGUUGGGCGCGCAUGCAUUUGCCGGUGCGUCGCACCAAGAAUGAGGAGGCCAACCAGAGCGCCGCCAAGGCUCCCAAGCUUCGAAGAGCUCCAGCAAGUCGGGCCAAAUUCAACACGGCACAGACGAAAGUGGCUGAAUUUCAGCCCAGGAGAUGUGAUGGGCGACACGAAUCCGCCAGCAGAUUGUUGCCCCAGUGA